CGGGAAGCGGUGGUCCUACCAUGACUAUUUUCCGAUACGCCAAGUUCUUAAAAAACCUACCAAACGGGCGCAAACCGACUUGACUCGUCUCGUCUGUCCCCUCCCCCUCCAAGACUGAGAGAGAGAGAGAGAGAGAGAGAGAGAUGAUGAUGACGAUGCAGGAGGGAACGACGAUGAAGAAGAAUGGUUUGAGAAGCGAAGCGGAGGAAGGAAUAUCAGAGAGACUAUCGAAGCUCGAAAACCUCUACUUCCCUCGCGCCAUACAACCCUCUGCCUCCACUCCCUCCCAACGCAAAUCCCUCUUCCUCGACCUCCUCCACCGCGACCUCCCCGUCUUCUUGGAAAGGUAUGGAUCGAAAUUGACCUUUGAAGAGCUUAAAGAGUUCGAUAUCAUGACAGAAGACUAUGAAAUCAAUUGGCAUUUAAAUCAUCUACGGCCUUUGAUUAGCCCAACAAUGGAGGAACUGAGGUCUAGGUCUAAGAAAACCAAGAACAGGAGACGAGCUUACAUGGACAAGUUGAUAAGUGAUGGACAGUACUUUUCGGAGGAUGCCAUGAGGGAGAGAGAGCCAUACUUGCACCAUGAGUACGUGGGGAAGUUUCAGGACACAAGCGAGAGAAGCAUGCCGAGACCGGGGGAGCGGUUGUCUGAGACGUUGAUGAGGUGGUCAGAGGAGUCCAUUUUGGUCGAGAAGAUUAGAAGGGAACAACAGAGAUUAGGUGUUGAGAGCGACUGGGUUGGGAACCAGACGAAAGAGGAAGAAGAAGAGGAGGAGGAAGGAGAAGAAGAAGCGGAGGAAGGAGAAAAAGAAGAUGAAAAGUUUUGUGGAGCUAAUGAGAGUUCCCAUCCUUUGCAGAUUCCUUCCGAUAAUCAUGACGCCUCCGAUUGUGACCAAUCAACCACAGAGAGGCACUCUGAGGGUGCAACUUUAUCUGCAGAGGAGAUGCAAGAUCGAAUGGACCAAUUCACCUACAUCAUGCAGGAAAAGUUUAUGUCGGGGGAAGAUCAUCAGCAUUUAGAUUACUCAAAAAUCGACGAGGAUGAAACUUUGGAUGACCACUGGCAGAGGGAGGCUAGUCAGGAUGCUGAAGAGAAGUACUUUGAUGAUGUUUAGCGUGAACCGGUAGCGUCCUAAUCUUCUUGUUACUAAACAUUUUAGUUUCUGAGGUUCUCUAUGGUGUGUAAUUAUACAUAAACUUUGGCUGCAACUGGGAGCCUUGUGCACUUGGUAUGAUCUUCUUAUAUGUGAAAGUGGCAGGCUUCUUUA
This is a messenger RNA of Rhododendron vialii, 1268 nucleotides long. RefSeq lists its product as uncharacterized. Lineage: Eukaryota; Viridiplantae; Streptophyta; Magnoliopsida; Ericales; Ericaceae. The coding region runs from base 144 to 1115 and encodes 323 amino acids. The transcript is spliced from 3 exons. The record is from RefSeq and is a predicted model, not a curated record.